Molecule: messenger RNA, 1242 nt
Organism: Suillus discolor
Lineage: Eukaryota; Fungi; Basidiomycota; Agaricomycetes; Boletales; Suillaceae
Exons: 7
Coding region: 87-1091 (334 amino acids)
Biological process (GO): sphingolipid biosynthetic process
Cellular component (GO): endoplasmic reticulum membrane
Molecular function (GO): 3-dehydrosphinganine reductase activity
Source: RefSeq, a predicted model, not a curated record
CUAUUUCCCUACCGCCUCGCUGACAAUACCUGUUAACUCCGUCAUCCACCAGUGUAUGACGAUUCAACCGAAAGCACUCAAUAUACAUGUUUGACUGGACCUCAUUGGCUUCCAGGGCUUUAUUACUCCUCAUACUUGUUUACUCGUCAUCUUUCAUGUUUUCGUCGAAAAAAUGGAGUCCAAAGGGGUUGCACGUCUAUAUUACAGGCGGCAGCCAAGGUCUCGGACUUGCACUCGCCAAACUCGUCGCGCGAAAAGGUGCCCACGUCUCCAUAGUAGCAAGAACCCAAAGCAAACUCGACGAUGCUUUAAAAGAGCUUGAGGCCAAUCGCCAAAGCCCAGACCAAGUCUUCAAAGCCUUUUCCUUCUCCCUCGACACCGCAAAGGAGUCUGCUGCCGCUCUCCAAGCUGCUAGCGAUGCCCACGGCGGCAAAGUUCCAGAUGCCGUUUUCGCAUGCGCAGGUGCUGCAAAACCGAUGUACCUCCUUGAAAUGCAGCCAGAGGACCUCUCAAGUGGAAUGACGAAUGGGUACUGGAUACAGGCGUGGUCCGCAUUCGCUGCUGCUAAACAAAUGGUGCGCGAGAAUAAGAAGGGGAAGAUCGUGCUGGUGUCUUCGACGCUUGGAUAUAUGUCUUUGAUUGGAUAUUCUUCGUAUUCGCCUGCAAAACAUGCUCUGCGUGGACUGGCUGAUUCAUUGCAUUCAGAACUAAUGUUGUAUGGUAUCGAUACUCAUAUCUUCUUCCCUCCGACAAUGUAUACCCCUGGGUUCGAAGAAGAAAACAAGACGAAGCCGGCUAUUACUAGAACGAUUGAGUCGGCGGAUGAAGGUCUGACAGCGGAGCAGGCUGCUGCUGGAUUACUCUCAGGUGUCGAGAAAGGUCAUGCGCACAUCACCGCUGAUCUCAUUACGAGCUUGUUUCGAGCUUCAACGCGUGGUUGUGCACCUAGAAGCAACGCUGCUCUCGAUUUCGUGUUGGAUUUGGUUGCUCUUGUUGGCAUACCAAUUUGGAGACGCUCGGUUGACAAGCAAGUGCUUGCACAUCGCGCUGAACAUAGGGAGUAUUUGAGGACAAAGGGAUUGGUUGAUUGAGCCUCCAGUAGGCAAACCAAUUGAAUACAUGCAUGAUAGUGACUCGUCAUUGCGCAGAAUGAAACGAAAAGACACUGUCAUGUUUAGUAGAUGACGAGUGCAGUGCGCUACUAGGACAGAGCAAAUACAGUUAAUAUACACUUUAUCCUUA